UUAAACUCGUGCGUGUAAGUGGGAAAUACGUUUUGCCCCAGCUCUUCCGUGGUUGCACAUCACGGGAGAUCGCUCCCUUGUGUUGCUCGGGACUGAUAAAGGAUGCUCACUUUCUAAAACUCCAAAACAAGUCUUAAGAGACUUUCUUUGCUGGCAUUUUAGGUAUCAAUCUCAAAUGCAAGGUCAGGCAGAGGGCUGGAGCCAGCACCAAAUUAGCAAGAGUUUUGGCUAUUGUCAAGUUCAUAAUAACAUUAAAAUUUUGAGUCCUUGGAGAGUUACAGGAGAAGCUUAAAUUUGCGGGGGAAGCUUAAGCAUGUAAGUGGGAAAUACAGUGUGUCCCAGCUCUUCUCCGGUUGCACAUCGGUGGACACCGUCGCCCCGCGUUGCUCAGGGCCGAUCAAGGAUGCUCGCGUUCUAAAACUCCCAACCCUUACAGGCUUUAUUUGCCGGCGUGUUCGGCAUCACCGCCCAAGCUUUGCGGUCCCUUCCAUCCCAAACGACUCCACGACUCUCCGAAUCGCUUUUGCUGAGGACGCGGGGGCGACGCGGCCCCAAUAUCGCCCGGAACGCGAGGCCCGGGCCGCGGUUGUCCCCGCGAUUGGCGUCCCCCGCGGCGGGCGGUGCCGGGCGAUGGUCGGGGCGCGCGCCGAGCGGGAGCGGCAGGAGCGGCUGCGGGAGGCGGCGGCGCGGGGCGACGCGGAGGAGGUGCGGCGGCUGGCGGAGCGCGGCGUCAGCGUCAACGCCCGCAACGACGUCAACGGAUGGACUUGUUUGCACUGGGCGUGUAAGCGGAACCAUGCGCCCGUGGUGGCUUACCUGCUGCGCGCUGGCGCUGACAAGGACAUCCUCACGAAGAAGGGAGAAAGCCCGGCCCAGUUAACGUCAAAGAGAGAGAUAAGGAGGAUGUUGGGAGUGGAAGAUGAUGAACUCCCGGAGUUAAAGACAGAUUCGGAUCUGCCAAUCAUCCCCAACUACCUGGCUAACCCGCCUUUCCCUUAUAUCUAUGACACCGCGAGUGACAGUAUUCCAGACCCUCCCCUGAACGGGAGCAUCCCACACUUGGAGCCCCAAGAUCCUGACUCUUCAUCCAGACCUGAGGUGGAGCCUUACGCCCGUGCGCUGUUUCAGCAUGGCAGCGCGUCUCCGGAGGCGGGGGGCCCGCUGUCCCAGCCCCGAGGGGGCACGGCCGCCCCGCGCUCCCAGCCUGCGCUUCCCAGAGCUCCGCUGUACCGGGGCUCUGUGUCGUGGAGCACCAGUCCCCCUUUGCCAGCUGGAUCCAAUCCGGACGGACCUCAGCUGGAGAACGGCUCCCAUGUGGGGCCUGUGCCAGCGUUUCAGCCGGUUUUCUUCACUGGAGCUUUCCCGCUUAACAUGCAAGAACUGGUGCUUAAAGUUAGAAUACAAAACCCUAAUCUGAGAGAAAAUGACUUCAUUGAAAUCGAGCUGGACAGACAGGAGCUGACCUACAAGGAGCUGCUCCGGGUGAGCUGCCAGGAGCUGGGUGUGAAUCCUGAGCACAUCCAGAAGAUCAGAAAAUUACCAAACACAGUGCUAAGAAAGGACAAAGAUGUUGCAAGGCUGCAAGAUUUCCAAGAACUGGAGCUUGUUCUAUCAGUAAGUGACAAAAACUCACUCUUCAGAGUCCCAGCACUUUCCGAACAGAGCGGUUAUAACAAGAAGGCAUCAGAACUGACAUACUAAUUGUUCUUCUUUAAAAUUACAUUUGAAAUGCGGUAUCUACAAGGGCUAAGGAUGGUAAAACAAUCUAUUUUGUUAACCUUGAGAUAAACUAAAGCUGUUAUGCACAGUUAGAGCCUCUGGUUAAUCGAAGAGUAAUGAGUCCGAUAUGGAAGUGGCUUAAUGCGAAGGAAUUAUUGGUAGAACGGUUCAUGCCACGCUUCUCCUUUCGAAAAUCAUGAAAUACUGUAGAGUCAUCAGCUCUCAGGGAAACACUUAACUUACCUUAAAACUGUUGCAAUCGUUUGUUUGCUGUAACAUAGCAGAGGUACUCAAGCUAAAAAACCUGCCUCGAAACCCAGUUAAUAUUUGUACCAAGUUCUGUACCAUUAACGCUUACUUUUUUAGAUCAUGUAUUUUAAGUCAUGUGUUAUGUAAAAGGAAAAAAAACCCAGAAGGGUUUAAAUCUGUGUAAGAAGCACAAAAAUGUCUACUUUAAAUACUACCAAGUGACUUAUUCCCUGUGAUUUCUUAAUCCUCGUUUACACUUUUCCCUACUUCUCAGGUUGAAAACGAAGUGAUAGUACUGAUCCAAAUCAUAAACAUGCUCUCAACCAAAAUCCCUUUGAUUGUCGUCUGUUGCUACUGUGUACUGAUGUGUGCAAUCUAAAAUACUAUUUUUGUUACUGUAUUGAUAACAGAUUGCUCCAAUGCUGCUUUAAUUUCCCAUUUUAAAGCACAAAAAAUGUAAUUUUAAUUUUCUUUUACCUCUACAUUCCCAGGAAAAAUCGCAUCCUGAAACUUCAUAGUUGCCUGUGUAGAAAGAAACCAGUGAAAUGCCCGGGGUUUUCUGGGCCGAUAUUAAAUUGGGAGGUUCCUAUGCAAUGUAUUUGCUUGGGUUUUUUCGCCAUGACCUGUGUUUACUCGUGUUGCUUCCUGAAAAAAUAGAUUUUUCUGUUCCUGUUACUUAAAACUCAGAAUUAAGUCUACUUUGCUAUGAAAUA
Messenger RNA from Cuculus canorus (common cuckoo), 2681 nucleotides. RefSeq names its product ankyrin repeat domain-containing protein 40. Lineage: Eukaryota; Metazoa; Chordata; Aves; Cuculiformes; Cuculidae. Gene Ontology annotation, molecular function: protein binding. The transcript is spliced from 5 exons. The coding region runs from base 631 to 1701 and encodes 356 amino acids. The record is from RefSeq and is a predicted model, not a curated record.